AUGGCACAAGUGGGCGAGGUUGGUGUAUUUCGCAAUUCUUUGCCUUUCUCGCGCGUUAAAACCCAAAAUAGCGGACUCUUUGUUACACAUAUAAGUAUUUCCUACUGGAAUAAAAAAAAUUUAUCUUUGAAAAUAUCUCGAAAAAAGUGCUUUGUUUCAGACAGAAGUUGUUGCUGGAAACGUACGGGACAUUGUGAAUCGGUUGUCCAGGGACAUGACUAAUCGGAAUCCAUUCUCAGUCCAUCAGCAGGUGGAGAGGAGAAGUGAGUGUUCACGGAAGCCAUCCUUCAUCCUCCGAAUGAUUUCAGCAACAUCCGCUCCCUUUUCGCAACCACAAUAUCCCCUCUACAUUGCGACUUUCCCCUACACUGCCACACAAAUCGAUGAGCUCUCAUUCACUGUGGGAGACAUUAUCGAGGUGGGGUUAAUGGGCUAUUGUUUCGUGGAAAGAAAUGGGUGCUUUGCAGUUGAUAAGUGAUGUCGAGGACGGGUGGAGCAAAGGUCGGCUCAAGUCUACCAGUGCAAUCGGAAUGUUCCCGACCAACUUUGUGAAAUGUACGGUUCAUUUUCUUUCCUCAUCAGUUUAAAAUCAGCCUACUUCAGCAGUCACGUCUUCCACAAACACGGCCUCUUCGACACCCUCCACGUCCAGUUCUCGGCCGAAAGCAAGCGAAGUUGUUAUGCGGAGCGAGCCGAAAGCAAUUGAAAGAACUCCAUCGACAGUAAUCAUUCAAUUAAAAACGAGCAAAACAAGCUGAAAAUUCCAGAUAAUCUCCGAUCAAAUAUCUCUUCCGAACCAGCCAAAAAUCGUUCCCGUUGCCUCCACGCACACAGCGACGAGUGUCGAAGCGACUUCCGACAUCAAAACAAAAGGUUUGUUUUUGCUUUUGCUUUCCACUGACCACAUUCCAAAUUCAAAUAGCAAUUUGACCCGGUUUUUGUCGGCCAGAAAAAUUAAAAGAAACAUUAUAGAAAUGGCUCGUGUCAAGUUUCAAUACAAUCCGCAGCACGACGAUGAAUUGGCGCUCGCAGAAGUGGACGUGCUCAUUAACAUCACCAGCAAGGCACAUUCGCAUUCUCCGCUUCCGACUAAUCUUCUCAUUUCUAGAAUUGCGGCGACGCCGGUUGGUUUGAAGGCGAGUUGCACGGCAAAAAAGGCCUUUUCCCCGACAAUUUCGUCGAAUUGGUGCAAGUGCCGUUGAAGACCGAAUCAGGAGCCAAGUACCCGAUUUCCCGGCAGGCGACGCUCGUGUCCCACAGACCGCCUCCAGUCAAUCCGCCGCAACCUGCUGUUCCCCCGAAACCUGCAAAAAUCAUAUCGGUGAGCGUCUAUCUCUUCUUCGUCUUCUUCUUCCCUUCCGGCCACGUGCUCUCUCUCUCUCUCUAUCUCUCUCUAUCUGAAAAGUCGUCUCGCGGCUCUUCUCUUCACUUUCUAUCUUCCACCCACCCACAAGUUCUCGGCGCAUUGAAAUGAGGAAACACCGACGAUUUGCCUCUUUCGAAAAAUAAGCGUUUCGUCAUUGUGUCGGCGCCUCCGUCUGCCUCAUUUUCCCUCACACCUGCAAUCAUUCACAUCGAUUCCCAUUUUCCCAGGCCGAUUCGUCCAUUUCGCCCACUUCGACGGUCCCUGCUUCCACUGCCGCUCCCUCCACAAUGCCCUCCAUCACGCCUUCUUCUACUCCAAACAGGAACCACUUUGCAGCUCUUCGUGAGAAAAUGUCUACAGUAUGCUGACCUCACGUGAGAUUUCAAUCUCACAAACGCUUUUUUUCAGAAUUUGAAGGUGGUGGCACCGGAACAAGUAUCGUCUGUACAGCUGAAACUAGCAGAGCAACGGGAUCGUGCUUCGAGCGUUGAAGUGGCGGCAGGAGGAGACACGUCAGUCGACGCGAACGGAAGCGGAGAUCAGGUCUCCGAGCUCCAGCACAUUACCAAGAACCGUGCUCGGCCGCCGAAGAGUCGUCCUAUGAGCAUGGUCAUGAAUCGCAACCGGGUGAGUGUUCUAUGCAAAUCUAAGUGUUUUAUUUUCGUAAUUUAGUCUUCCGAUGAGUCACCGUCCGGCCGUCUCAGCUCUCCAACCUCCGCUGCUUCCACCAAUCCGAUGUCUACUCCGAUGUCUACUUCGAUGUUCAUCCCGGCAGCGGCGAAAGAGAUCUUAAUUCCGUCGAACAGCACGGCUCCUCCUUUCAAAUCCGCCAUCACUCCGGCUCCAAUCGUCCCGCCAUCCUCGGCCACCAAACCGGCUCUCCGUCCCAUUGCCAGCACCUCCCUUCCUGAAACCAGUGGUAAGAGUGAUUUCCGUCUGACCUCUCUUUCAUUUAUCCGUUUCAGAUCCUGUGAUCAGAAAGCUGGCAUCGCCUGACAGCCAGAAAUCUGCCGAUUUGCCGACGUCAUCGGAUUUCGUGAGCCGCGUGGAGUACGACGCCUUGCUCGACCGUUUCCGUGCCCUCGAAUCGAGAGUGCUCGCUCUGGAGAAGAGUCGCAAUUUGUAG
This is a messenger RNA of Caenorhabditis sp. 36 PRJEB53466, 2492 nucleotides long. NCBI's taxonomy places the organism in Eukaryota, Metazoa, Nematoda, Chromadorea, Rhabditida, Rhabditidae. The record is from the annotation of a GenBank genome assembly.